CAAGAGCGCAGUUGUGCCUGCGCCGCGGAGACAUGGAUUCCAAUGCUAUUAUAAAAUGCUCAGCAUUGCAUGUGAAGCCCAAAGGACUCACUCUUCAGUAUGGGACUGCUGGGUUUCGGUCAAAAGCAGAACAUCUUGAUCAUGUCAUGUUUCGCAUGGGUUUACUCGCUGUUCUGAGAUCCAAGCAGACAAAAUCUACAAUAGGAGUCAUGGUUACAGCAUCUCACAACCCUGAGGAAGACAAUGGUGUGAAGUUGAUUGACCCUUUGGGUGAAAUGUUGGCUCUGAGCUGGGAGGAACAUGCUACCCAUUUGGCAAAUGCUGAAGAGCAAGAUGUGCUGAGGGUGUUAACGGACAUCAGCGAGAGAGAGGCCGUGAAUCUGCACCAUGAUUCCUUCGUCGUGAUUGGUAGAGAUACCAGACCCAGCAGUAAGAAACUUUCAGAGGCUGUUAUAGAUGGUGUGACUGUUUUGGGAGGUCAAUUCCAUGAUUAUGGAUUGUUAACAACGCCUCAGCUGCACUAUAUGGUGUGCUGUCGGAAUACUAAUGGCCAGUAUGGAGAAGCAACCUUGGAAGGGUAUUACCAGAAGCUCUCCAAGGCCUUUGUGGAACUUAGCAAACAGGUUUCCUAUAAUGGAGAUGGACAUAGAUCACUUAAGGUAGAUUGUGCAAAUGGUAUAGGGGCCCUAAAGUUAAAAGAAAUGGAGCACUACUUCUCGAAGGAGCUCUCAAUCAAGCUGUUCAAUGAUGGAACCAAAGGGAAACUAAAUUAUCUCUGUGGGGCUGACUUUGUGAAAAGUUGUCAGGAACCUCCACAGGGAAUGGACAUAAAAUCCAAUGAGAGAUGUUGUUCUUUUGAUGGAGAUGCUGACAGAAUUCUCUAUUACUACUGUGACACAGACGGCCACUUUCAUCUCAUAGAUGGAGACAAAAUGGCAGCACUCAUUAGCAGUUUCCUCAAAGAGCUCUUGCUAGAGAUUGGAGAAAAUUUAAAUAUUGGUGUUGUGCAAACAGCAUAUGCAAAUGGAAACUCAACAAGAUAUCUUGAAGAAGUUGUGAAGGUUCCUGUCUAUUGCACUAAGACCGGUGUAAAACAUUUACACCAUAAAGCUCAAGAGUUUGACAUUGGAAUUUAUUUUGAAGCAAAUGGUCAUGGCACAGUACUGUUUAGUAAACCUGCUGAAACAAAGAUAAGACAACUUUCAAAAGAACUAAGAGGAAAGAAGAGGAAUGCUGCAGAGAUCCUUGAGAACAUCAUUGACUUGUUCAAUCAGGCAGCUGGUGAUGCUAUUUCUGACAUGCUGGUGAUUGAGGCAGUCCUGGCUCUGAAAGGCUUGACUCUGCAGCAGUGGGACGCUCUCUAUACAGAUCUUCCAAAUAGACAGCUCAAAGUUAAGGUUGCAGAUAGAUAUGUUAUAAGCACCACUAAUGCUGAGAGACAAGCCAUUACUCCCCCAGGACUCCAAGAGGCAAUUGAUGGCCUGGUGAAGAAGUACAGGCUUUCUCGGGCUUUUGUUCGCCCCUCUGGCACAGAAGAUGUUGUUCGAGUAUAUGCAGAAGCCGACUCACAAGAAAGUGUGGAUAGCCUUCUACAUGAAGUGAGCUCGGUGGUCUUUCAGCUGGCUGGAGGAAUCGGAGAAAUACCUCAACUAAGUUUCUGAAGAUAAUUUUUAUAUUUUCAAGAAACUGAACUUUUAGCAUUUGCAAAACAAUAAUACUGUCAUUGGUG
Suncus etruscus (white-toothed pygmy shrew) is the source of this 1729-nucleotide messenger RNA. RefSeq names its product phosphoglucomutase 3 (gene PGM3). The coding region runs from base 33 to 1661 and encodes 542 amino acids. The transcript has 13 exons. Gene Ontology annotation, molecular function: phosphoacetylglucosamine mutase activity; magnesium ion binding. Gene Ontology annotation, biological process: carbohydrate metabolic process; UDP-N-acetylglucosamine biosynthetic process; hemopoiesis. The record is from RefSeq and is a predicted model, not a curated record. NCBI's taxonomy places the organism in Eukaryota, Metazoa, Chordata, Mammalia, Eulipotyphla, Soricidae.